This is a messenger RNA of Pseudovirgaria hyperparasitica, 791 nucleotides long. Its product is annotated as nascent polypeptide-associated complex, alpha subunit. The record is from RefSeq and is a predicted model, not a curated record. Gene Ontology annotation, biological process: protein targeting to membrane. The coding region runs from base 1 to 636 and encodes 211 amino acids. The transcript is spliced from 3 exons. Lineage: Eukaryota; Fungi; Ascomycota; Dothideomycetes; Acrospermales; Acrospermaceae. Gene Ontology annotation, cellular component: nascent polypeptide-associated complex; cytoplasm.
AUGUCGAACCCACGUAUUGAGGAAUUGACAGACGAACCCGACAAGAAGAUUGCUGAGGUCGAGGAUGCCGAGGACAGCUCUGACUCCGAGGUUGAGGCGUCCGGCGCCGGUGACGGCGAAGUUGGCAUCCCGGCUGGUGCCUCAGUCGCUGUACACUCCCGCAAUGAGAAGAAGGCUAGAAAGGCGAUUGCCAAACUUGGGCUCAAGCACAUCGAAGGGAUUACCAGAGUGACUCUGAGACGCCCAAAGAAUAUCCUUUUUGUUAUCAAUCAACCUGAUGUCUAUAAGUCCCCUUCAAGCAACACUUGGAUUAUCUUCGGAGAAGCUAAGAUUGAGGACUUAAACUCGCAAGCCCAGGCCAAUGCUGCGCAGCAACUUGCUGCUUCCGAAGGUGCCGGUGGAGAUCACGCUGGACACGAUCACGGCGACAAGGGCAAGAGCAUCGACCUUGGUGGCGAGGAGAAGAAAGAGGAGGAGGAAGAAGAUGAUGGUGAGGAGGUUGAUGACUCCGGACUCGAGGCAAAGGACAUUGAAUUGGUCAUGCAGCAAGCCAGCGUCUCGAGGAAGAAGGCUGUGAAGGCACUGAAAGAGAACGACAAUGACAUUGUCAAUUCCAUCAUGGCACUGAGUAUAUGAGGACUACACGAUCCAUGGCCUCUGUCUCGAAAACAAGCGCAUACUAUGUAUGAUAGCCAAAGCGCAAAUGACAUUUACAACUUUCAAAAGGCUAGGACCUACAAUUAAAAGUAUUAAGUAGUGAGACCGGACGGAUGUAUUUGCUUAUAAUACUG